CCAGGGAUUAGUGCAACCCCCUGCGACGGCCACACCAGCGCGAACGACAUAAAUUUUCGCUCUGCGAUUAUUUGUAAAAAGCAUUGCUUAAAAAGCAAAUAGAAGAAAUUAUAGCAUAAUCCACGCCAUGGCCUGCAACGCUAGCAAGACGUCGCUCCUGCGCGCCAUCGCCAAACGAGGCUACGCCACCUGCCCGCGUCCCGUGGGCGAUCUGUCCGCCGUGAACGUCAAGGUGCUGGAGAACAAACUGGUGGUGGCCACCGCCGAUGCCACUCUUCCCGUUUCGCGGGUCUCCUUGGUGCUGGGAGCUGGUUCCCGCAACGAGGCCUACGACACCCAGGGCGCCUCGCACCUGCUCCGCUUGGCCGGCGGUCUGAGCACCCAGAACUCCUCCGCCUUCGCCAUCGCCCGCAACAUCCAGCAGGUGGGCGGCACCCUGACCACAUGGGGCGAUCGCGAGGUCGUCGGCUACACGGUGACCACCACCGCGGACAACGCCGAGACCGGACUGCGCUACCUGCAGGAUCUGCUGCAGCCCGCCUUCAAGCCCUGGGAGCUGAACGACAACGCCAAGACGGUGGUUAACCAGCUGAAUGCCGUCUCCACGGAGCAACGCGCCAUCGAGCUGGUGCACAAGGCCGCCUUCCGCAACGGCCUGGGCAACUCGAUCUACUCGCCCCGCUUCCAGCUGGGCAAGCUCUCCUCCGAGAGCCUGCUGCACUACGUCGCCCAGACCUUCGCCGCUGGCCGUGCCGCCGUCGUGGGCGUGGGCAUCGAUAGCAACACCUUGGCUGGCUUCGCCCAGACUUUGCAGUUCCCCAGCGGCGGUGGAAAGGCCGCCUCUGCCAACUGGUAUGGCGGAGAUGCCCGCAAGGACACCGCCGGCCAUCGGGCCGUCGUCGCCGUGGCUGGACAGGGCGGUGCCGCCGCGAACCCCAAAGAGGCGCUGGCCUUCGCCAUUCUGGAGCAGGCUGUUGGCGCCCAGGCGGCCACCAAGCGCGGCAUUUCCGCCGGACUUUUCGGUGAGGCUGUCAACUCCGCCGGCGGCAAUGGUGCCGUCGUCAAGGCUUUGAAUGCCAGCUACUCGGACGCCGGACUGUUUGGAUUCGUGGUCUCCGCCGAUGCCAAGGAUGUGGGCAAGACUGUGGAGUUCCUGGUGCGCGGCCUGAAGUCCGCCGCGGUGUCCGAGAAGGAUGUCAGCCGUGGCAAGGCUCUGCUGAAGGCGCGCAUCAUCUCGCGCUACUCGUCGGACGGCGGUUUGAUCAAGGAGAUCGGUCGCCAGGCGGCGCUCACCCGGAAUGUCCUCGAGGCGGACGCCCUGCUCAGCGCCAUCGAUGGCAUCUCGCAGUCGCAGGUCCAGGAGGCGGCCAAGAAGGUGGGCAGCUCCAAGCUGGCCGUCGGCGCCAUCGGCCAUCUGGCCAGCGUUCCCUACGCCUCCGAUUUGGCCUAAGUAGAUAACACACACCUGUACAUCUGUUAACCGUAAUGUAACGACUAAAUAAACCUGUUGAGGGCAACGAUCCGAUACUUA
Molecule: messenger RNA, 1531 nt
Organism: Drosophila takahashii
Lineage: Eukaryota; Metazoa; Arthropoda; Insecta; Diptera; Drosophilidae
Gene: UQCR-C2
Product: Ubiquinol-cytochrome c reductase core protein 2
Cellular component (GO): mitochondrion
Molecular function (GO): metal ion binding
Source: RefSeq, a predicted model, not a curated record